Molecule: messenger RNA, 609 nt
Organism: Diachasma alloeum
Lineage: Eukaryota; Metazoa; Arthropoda; Insecta; Hymenoptera; Braconidae
Product: lysine-specific demethylase 4E-like
Exons: 2
Coding region: 1-609 (202 amino acids)
Biological process (GO): chromatin remodeling
Cellular component (GO): nucleus
Molecular function (GO): histone H3K36 demethylase activity; histone H3K9 demethylase activity
Source: RefSeq, a predicted model, not a curated record
AUGGAAGAAAUUAUUAUUUCGAAUGAUGAAGUUUUUGAACCCACACUUGAGGAGUUUUUCGAUUUACACACACUCAUUGAUCUUCUGGAGAGUAAAAACUUCGAUGCGGGUUUUGCGAAAGUUCGAGCUCCUCAACAAUGGCUCGAUCAAUGGGAUGACGUAACUUUGCUACCACCCAAUCUGCCCAUUUCUCCUGUGGCGCAAAAUUUUAAACAGCACGGAGAUGGUUACCUCAUCGAGAAACACCAUUUGAAACGUCCUACUAUGACACUAUCGGAAUAUGUCCAGCGAGUUUCGGAAACUGUGUGGCCCUACUCCGAUGUGGAUGAAUGUGAGCAUCAUUACUGGUCAACAUUGAGACAAAAUGCACCUACAGUUCUGUAUGGAGCUGAUAUCAAUUAUUCAUUGGCACGUGGUGAAGAAGUUGAUGGAAUUCACCGGCCAUAUUUAUACCGUGGCAGCGCUGGAUCGACCUUCGGGUUUCACACGGAGGAUUACGAUUUGCACUCAAUUAAUAUCCAUCUUCACGGCGCACCCAAGGUGUGGUAUUUUGUACCUCGUGAAGAUGGAUAUCGUUUUGAUCAAAUUGUAUCCAGUCUGUUCCCCUAG